Miscanthus lutarioriparius is the source of this 1551-nucleotide messenger RNA. The record is from the annotation of a GenBank genome assembly. Lineage: Eukaryota; Viridiplantae; Streptophyta; Magnoliopsida; Poales; Poaceae.
AUGCUCUUUUGUUCGGGGGCUCCGCACCGAUCGGCGCCGGUCUGCCGGAUCGCGCCGGGGCCGGUCGGAUCUGGGGGAGGAGAGGAGGGGAGGGGAGCGAUGGAGGCCGCCGACUACUCCGGGAAGCUCUUCGUCGGCGGCAUCUCGUGGGAGACGGACGAGGCCCGCCUCCGCGAGUACUUCGGCCGCUUCGGGGAGGUUACUGAGGCCGUCAUCAUGCGGGACCGCAGCACGGGCCGCGCCCGUGGGUUCGGGUUCGUGGUCUUCGCCGACGCUACGGUCGCCGAGCGCGUCAUCUUGGACAAACACAUGAUCGACGGCCGUAUGGUGGAGGCCAAGAAGGCUGUUCCCAGGGAUGACCACAGUAUCGUGAGCAAGAGCAACACAAGCAGCAUAGGGUCACCUGGACCGGGCCGUACCAGAAAGAUCUUUGUUGGAGGUCUGCCCUCAAAUGUAACAGAGGCUGACUUCAGAAGGUAUUUUGAGCAGUUCGGUGUCAUAACUGAUGUGGUUGUGAUGUACGACCACAACACGCAGAGACCGAGGGGCUUUGGAUUCAUCACCUACGAUUCAGAAGACGCCGUCGACAAAGCCCUGCACAAGAGCUUCCACGAGCUGAAUGGUAAAAUGGUAGAGGUCAAGAGGGCUGUUCCAAAGGAGCAGUCUCCUGGACCUGUUGCGCGCUCGCCUGCGGGAGUGGGGCAGAACUAUGCUAUGAACAGGGUUCAUAGCUUCCUGAAUGGCUUCAACCAGGGUUACAGCCCGAAUCCUAUAGGAGGUUACGGCAUGAGGGUGGAUGGAAGGUUUGGCCUGCUUUCAGGUGCACGGAAUGGGUUCUCUUCUUUUGGCCCAGGUUAUGGGAUGGGUAUGAAUGUUGAAGGUGGGAUGAGCGGAACUUUUGGUGCAAACUCUGGUUUCAUCAGUAACUCCAAUGGGAGGCAAAUGGGUUCCUACUUCAAUGGAAGUUCGAACAGAUUGAGUAGUCCUAUUGGUUACCUUGGUCUUAAUUAUGACUCAGGAUCAAUGUUGAGUUCCAUGUCUAGGAAUGUUUGGGGUAAUGGAAGUCUAAACUACCCGAGCAAUCCUACAAACAUGAGUGCUUUUGCUCCCCCUGGAAAUGGGGGUCAAGUCAGUAUUACCGGCGACAAUUGGGGAGGUCUCCCUUCUGCUCAUGGGUUGGGCAACAUUUCAAGCCUUGGGUCAGGGAACCUUGGCCGUGGAGCUGGAGAUAAUAACUUUGGUUUGCCUUCUGUCUCCUAUGGGAGGAGCAAUUCAACUGGGACAAUUGGUGAGCCUUUUUCUGCAUCAGGCAAUGCGUAUGAAGUGAACAACCCAGAUACAUAUGGGAGCAGCUCUAUUUAUGGUGGUACAUCCUGGAGGUUCGCUUCAUCUGAAGUUGACAUGCCUUCUUUCAGUCACGAUCUUGGAAAUGUUGAUCCAAAUAUCAAAUCAGACAUGUCAGCAAGUUACAUGGGCAAUUAUCCUGUUAACAACAAUCAGCCAAGCAGAGGUCAGUUGCUGUUUCAACAUUUUUCUCUGAACUACACAUAG